This is a messenger RNA of Myodes glareolus (Bank vole), 3629 nucleotides long. It is a transcript of the gene Kmo, whose product is annotated as kynurenine 3-monooxygenase. Gene Ontology annotation, biological process: L-tryptophan catabolic process; quinolinate biosynthetic process. The record is from RefSeq and is a predicted model, not a curated record. Gene Ontology annotation, cellular component: mitochondrial outer membrane. Gene Ontology annotation, molecular function: FAD binding; kynurenine 3-monooxygenase activity. NCBI's taxonomy places the organism in Eukaryota, Metazoa, Chordata, Mammalia, Rodentia, Cricetidae.
GUUAAACACUACUGAAGGAAGUGAGCUUUGUCCUAACCUUGCUGCUGGCUGGCUCGCAAAGGCUCUGGACCUCUGGCAAUAAAAAGGUCACAAAACAGCAGCAUGUAGGACAGAGAGUUCCAACCUGGACAGAGGUGUUCAGGUAACUAUGGCCUCAUCUGAUACUGGAGGAUCAAGAGUGGCUGUUGUCGGCGGUGGUUUGGUUGGAGCUCUGAACGCAUGCUUUCUUGCAAAGAGGAAUUUUCAAGUUGAUGUAUAUGAAGCUAGGGAAGAUAUUCGAGUGGCUAAGUUAACACGUGGAAGAAGCAUUAACCUGGCCCUUUCUUAUAGAGGACGGCAGGCCUUGAAGGCCAUAGGUCUGGAAGACCAGGUCGUUUCCAAAGGAGUGCCCAUGAGAGCGAGAAUGAUCCACUCUCUCUCAGGAAAGAAGUCUGCAAUUCCCUAUGGGAACAGUUCUCAGUAUAUCCUUUCCAUAAGCAGAGAAAAGUUAAACAAGGAUCUACUGACUGCGGUGGAGUCAUACCCCAAUGCGAAGGUGCACUUUGGCCACAAGCUGUCGAAAUGCCAUCCCGAGGAAGGGGUGGUCACCGUGAUUGGACCUGACCAAGUUCCCAGAGAUGUCACUUAUGACCUCAUUGUAGGAUGCGAUGGAGCCUAUUCAACGGUCAGAGCCCACCUCAUGAAGAAGCCUCGCUUUGACUACAGUCAGCAAUACAUCCCGCAUGGGUAUAUGGAGCUGACAAUUCCACCUAAGAAUGGGGAGUAUGCCAUGGAACCUAACUGUCUUCAUAUUUGGCCUAGAAAUGCCUUUAUGAUGAUUGCCCUUCCAAAUAUGGACAAGUCUUUCACAUGCACCUUGUUCAUGCCCUUCGAAGAAUUUGAAAACCUUCCAACAAAUUACGAUGUGCUGAACUUCUUCCAGAAGAACUUUCCAGAUGCCAUCCCUCUGAUGGGAGAGCAAGCCCUCCUGAGGGACUUCUUCCUGUUGCCUGCCCAGCCCAUGAUAUCAGUGAAGUGCUCUCCCUUCCACCUGAAGUCACACUGUGUGCUGAUGGGAGACGCAGCUCACGCCAUCGUCCCAUUUUUCGGGCAAGGAAUGAAUGCGGGCUUUGAAGACUGUUUGGUAUUUGAUGAGUUAAUGGACAAAUUCAAUAAUGACCUUAGUUUGUGCCUUCCUGAAUUCUCAAGAUUUAGGAUUCCAGAUGACCACGCAAUUUCAGACCUGUCUAUGUACAAUUAUAUAGAGAUGCGAGCACAUGUCAACUCCAAGUGGUUCCUGUUUCAGAGGCUCCUAAAUAGAUUUCUUCAUGCUAUUAUGCCAUCGACCUUUAUCCCUCUCUAUACCAUGGUUGCCUUCACCAGAAUAAGAUACCACGAGGCAGUGCUGCGCUGGCAUUGGCAGAAAAAGGUGAUAAACAAAGGACUCUUCAUUCUUGGAUCCCUGAUAGCCAUCGGAAGUGCCUACCUACUUGUGCACCACCUGUCCCCGAGACCUCUGGAAUUGUGGAGAAGGUCGGCAUGGACUGGAACCACUGACUACUGGAGAAGCACAGGUGUCUUCCAGCAAGUUCCAUGGAGUCACUAGGACAAACUAGAGCUUCAAGGUUCCUGGUAGCAAAUGUUUGUUCUCUCCCCAAAAUGAAGGGCAAGAAGUAAACAAGAAGUUUACUUUGGCACAUUUAAUUCACUACUGGAAAAUAACUGUCAGCAUAUAAUUAAGUUUCCUGCAGAAUUUUUGUGCCUGCCGAGCAAAGGGAAAUGCUGCUGUUGUUUUCUGUGGUGUUUCCAUCACUUUGCAUGCUUGGGCUGGGUCCAUUUAAAUUUAAAAAUGUAAGAACCAAGGUCUCUUUCACUUCUCAAAAACAGGGUUUUGUGUUUUUUUUUUUCUAUACAGGACAUUGUAGGAGCAACAACACUCAGAACUGAAAACCACAGCUUGCCUAGUGUGCUGCUUCCUUUUUGUAGCGGUAGAUGGGGCUUGCCUAACCCCAGGAACAGGGCACUUGCUAAAACCAGGAGUGUGAAUGAGAGGCAGCGUGUUUCAAAGAGUUCCCAGAUGAAUCUGUUCUAUCCCCCAGUCUUCAGAUAGCAGAAUUAUUACCUUUUAAACAAAAGAAAGGGCUAUUAAUGCUCCUAAGUGAAGAAUAAAAAGGGGUUGUUAUUAGUAAAUGAAAUAUAUAUAGGAGUGAAAAGGAGAUGGGAAGGCUGUCUUACAGACACAUGGAGACAUAGUUCAUUCCGUUUCAGACACGGAAGCGGUGCCUUGAAUGUCACUCUGUGACAGUUAACUUCAUCUUUGAAGUGCAGUGUGAAGACGCUGGUUCUUCUUUCAGUAGGCUGAUUGGUACACUUGAAAAUUCUUUUCAAAUAUUAUUAAUUUUGAAAGCUAUGGAUACCAGUGAUGUAGGAAAGACUGAGGUGAUAAAGAUGAAACAAUUUGGCAUUUUCCAUAGUCUCAAAGAUGUCCUUGAGCCCUAUUAAUUUAGGUUUAAUGUGGAAGGAAAGAAAAAAAUUGUUUCCGUGGAAAGGGGAUGUAGGUCAGUGGUAGAGAGCUUACUUAGCGUGCCCAGAGUCCUGGGUUAGAUUCCCUAGCAUUGCGAAAAUAAACAAACAGUAUAAUUGUUCCUUUUAUUUAAGUUUGUUGGCUGUGGCUACUAUAACAGACAGACUGACAAUAGGAAGCAAACUACAGUUUAGAAGCUUGUAUAUCUCACAUGCACAUGGGAGACACUCAGAAAAUGAACUGACUUAGGGGCUGGAGAGAUUGCUCAGCUCAUCUCCGCUCUUGCAGAGAGCACCAGGUCCUAGCUCCCAUGUCAGGCAGCUCGCACCUGCCCAUUACUCCAGCUCCAGGAGGUCCAAUGUCUCUGGCUUCCCUGGGCUCCUGCACCCAUGUGCACAUAACCACAUAUAGACUGCACCCCCCCCAUGAUUAAAAACCUUUAGAGGCUAUAAUUUCUAUUAGUAUCAACGGGGUGCACGGGAGGGAUUGGAGGGAAGAAAGUGAGGGCAAAAAUGAUGUAAUUUUAUUUUAAGUUUAAAAGGGGGAAUCUAUGUAAUACAUAAUGUUGUGAGGAAUGAGCUAAAAUAAAAAUCUAGCACAUUUAAAAACAUUUAAAAUACUGUAAGCUCAUAUAGAACGCCCUGGUUUACAUCAUCUUCAACAAGAAGCAAAGUCACAGAGCCAUGAGAAGACAAGGGAAAAGGACCGGAAGCCCUAGAAUAGCAAUCUUUAGGCCACCUUGGCAAGGGGGGCAGCCGGGGAGACUUUCCUUCUCUCAUUUCUUCUCAGUGACUUUCCGCUCAAGGUAACCCUGCAAAAUGGAGCACAUUUGGGGGUAGUAUCUUCUGUUCUCCUCCGAGUACGGGCAAUGACACAUGCGAAGAUGUCCUCCUCACUAACAUGGCCCAUUAGUGAUCCAGGAGUCUGCUGAUAAGCGGUGAAAAUUUAAAACCACAUUAUAUGAAGCUAGCGAGGUGGCUCAGUGAGAAAAAGUGCAUGCUGCCAAGCCUGAUGACCCGAGUUCGAUCCCUGAGGCUCACCUGGUGGAAGAAGGGGACUGUUUCCCGCAAGCUGUCCUCUGAUUUCUACAUGCAUGCAAUAAUAAAUAAAUGUACUAAAAUUUAAA